Molecule: messenger RNA, 1887 nt
Organism: Helianthus annuus (common sunflower)
Lineage: Eukaryota; Viridiplantae; Streptophyta; Magnoliopsida; Asterales; Asteraceae
Product: protein FAR1-RELATED SEQUENCE 5-like
Exons: 7
Coding region: 1-1887 (628 amino acids)
Biological process (GO): regulation of DNA-templated transcription
Source: RefSeq, a predicted model, not a curated record
AUGUUAGACCCCAAUCAAAAGGAGCGAGUAGUGCGAUCUAACUUUUCAAAGAGGACUGAUUGUGGUGCACUGUUAUGUGUACUUUUUGAGGAUGGAUUUUGGAAGGUGUAUAAGUUUGUCGAGGAGCACAAUCAGGAACUUGUUGAACGUCCUGAUAAGCAUUUUCUUCCAACUGAACGACACCUCACUCAGCUCCAGAAGCAUGUUAUACACAGCAUGUCUAAGCUGAAUUUGGGUCCUGUCAAGGCGUUUAAUGUUAUGAAGACUUGUUUUGGUGGUUUUGAAGACGUGGGUGCAAGUAAAGUUGAAUUUAAGAACUAUAAGAGGCAAAUUAACUUGUUCAUAGGGGAAUAUGACGCCUAUAUAGUUGUGAAACAUUUGAAUGAAAAAAAACAAUCCCAGCCUAAUUUCGCGUAUGAUUACAUCACAGACGAAGAGAAUCGUUUGAAGGGUCUUUUUUGGUGUGACGGUCAAGCCAAACGUAAUUACCACGUGUUUGGUGAUGUGAUUUCGUUUGACGCCAUGUAUCGUUCCAACAAAUACUCUAUGGUGUUUGUACCGUUCACUAGUAUAGACAAUCAUCACUGCAAUGUUACAUUUGGUGCAGCAUUGUUGGCAUCGGAAACUGCUGAUACGUAUAUCUGGUUGUUAAGAGUUUUUCUAAAAGCUAUUGGUUCUCAACCAAAAGUUGUUGUCACUGACCAAGAUCCAGCAAUGAAGAAGGUUGUUUCUGUUGUAUUUGUUGACACGAGGCAUCGGUUAUGCAUGUGGCAUGUGAUGCAUAAACUUUCUCUGAAGGUUGGUGUUAGGCUAUGCAAUUCCACGAAUUUUAAAGAACGUAUUUGUGGUGUUGUGUGGAGGGAUAUUCGCACACCUGAAGAGUUUGAAUCAGAAUGGGAAGCGGUUAUCGCAGAAUUCAAUUUAGAAGAUAAUGACUGGCUAUCUGAUAUUUUUGCACUUAGGGAAUCUUGGAUCCGUGCAUACUAUAGAAUGGAGCAUAUGUCUGGUCUUAUGCGAACGACAUCCAGGUCGGAGAGUGAGAAUCAUUUUUUUGGUCAAGUGUGCAAUUCGAAAGCUACUCUUGUUGAGUUCAUGACGCAUUAUGAGACUGCAAUAGAAGCACAGCGUCACACAUAUCGUAAAAAUGAUCAUGAAUCUCGAUACAAAAGACCCCAGUUGAAGAGUAGUUACAAAUUGUUGGAAGGGCAAGUUGUUGAUAUAUACACAAAAAGUAUUUUUUGUGACGUUCAAGCUGAGCUUAUUGGAGUUGCGGAUUGCAUAAAUCAACGUUAUGAAGAUCAGCCUGAUGGGUUUGUUAAGUUUUACGUAAAUGACUUCCAACAGCCUUACGAACAUUCUAUGCAUGGCGUUAUAGAGAUAUUGUUUUUGGCGUUUUUCAGGGAAUUUCCAAAACAAUACAUUCUGAAUAGAUGGCGCAAAGAGGCCUCCCCAAACUGCUCUCCUGAAUUAUUAAUUAGUCGUGAAUAUAUGACCGAGCUUGAUCCUGAUGUGCAAAGUAUGAUGCGAGAGGAGCUAUCCUUAUACAAGGAUCAUGUUCAAUCUUAUACGAUGAAGGUUCAAGAUAUGCAGAUUGUUGCUCCUCCAGCUAGUUCUAGGGAUAGAUUUGCCAAGAUAACUGGUCAAUAUAAAAACGACAAGAAUCCGAUAAGAGUCCCUGAUCAUAUAAUGGCUGAAGAAUUCUACAACACGUUUUUCAACGCGUUUACAUCCGAGUCUUCUGAAAUCUCAACUGUUACGCCAAAAACCAUUACAAAAGCGAUAAAUGAGAACAUUAAACAUGACAACUUCUACGGCACACAUUCAAUACCACCAACUCUAGAAAGUAUUGAAGAUUAUACAUGGUGGAAAGAACGUUUCAUCAACUAG